GAGAUGGGGGGACCGCGCGCGACUCCCGAGUCCGACGCCAAAAUCGUAAUUCGAAACGCGGGUCAAAAGAAAUCUCUUAAGAGGUCGGAAGAUCCGCACAGGUUCCCGCCUCAACCACCUCAAAAACCCUACCUCACCUACUCCGAGAACCCGAGCUCCUAUAUCUCUCCGACUCAACGAAGAUUUCUUAGACUUCGACAGAUGCCACUAAUCCAUUGAUGACUGGAGAUAGCUGCAGCUUAGUGUCCAAGGAAACGCGUCUCCCUUUGUGUGAUAUGACUAAUGUUCCAAGCAAGAGAGGGAUCUCCUCGAUUCUGGGUGACUUUCUUUUGAAGUCUGGGGACGAUGCUGGUAAGACCGUCGCUCGUGAAGGCUCAGGGGUGAAGUUUUCCAAGAGGUUGUGUUUAGUUGUAGACGACUUGGUCAAGGAGAGUACUAGGACUAGUGAUGCAAACGACGGUUCUUCUGAUGAUGAUAAGAUUAGUUUUGGUGACUCACCUGCUGUUGAUGCUGAUUCCGAGAACUUCGAUGUGAAAGAGUCUCAGGGUGAAACCAAUGCUGUGGAUACUGCGGUGGAACUUAGUCAGAGAGAGUGUGACAAGGACUCGAACGUUGCUGACUUUUCAAGUCAAACUGAUCCUGUUGCCGGUGAAGACUUAACCAUGACUCUCUUCAGUAGCAGCAAUUGUGAGAGUGAUGAUAGGUUGGCGACGGUGGCUGCCGAAGGAACGGGUUUGUUGGCUAGUUCCGAGACUAUCAAACCGUUUAAUAUGAGCAGAUGUUCGGCUGUUGACAAUAAUAUGGAUGCUGAUGAUGAGCUUAAAUCAUGCUCUUGUUCCUUUUGCCUCAAAGCUGCAUAUAUCUGGUCAGAUCUCCACUACCAGGAUAUCAAAGGUCGAUUAUCGGUACUGAAGAAGAGCCAGAAAGAAGCUAGUAGCUUGAUCCGAAGGAAUGGUAAAGGAAGGCCAACGGAUGUUUAUGGAUCUGAAAACUCCAAUAACUCCACAAAUGUAGAGUUUGAUGUCAUGGGUCAGUGGACAUCUCUCUUUCUUAACAUGGAGGGUAUCUUGGCUCGUGAAAGCAGCCACCUUCAGGAUAGCUUCGUAACCAUGAAAGAGUUGAGAGAAAAUUGCAAGAUUGAUCUGGAGAGAGCGACGAAAACACCUCAACAGAACAACACUUAGGUACUGUUGUUGUUUUUAAAAAAUUACUGGUUUGAACUUUGGAAGGCUCUGUAACCUUUGAAAGCAACUCAUAUAUGUAUCAUAACUUCUAUUGUCAUCCGAUUAUUGCAUCUUUGUUACUCGUUAGUUAUGAUAAUCUUUGCUUCUCUUAGCAAUUUGUCUGUUCUUUAAGAAUUAUUGUUACCAUAUUGGAUCC
Molecule: messenger RNA, 1380 nt
Organism: Brassica rapa (field mustard)
Lineage: Eukaryota; Viridiplantae; Streptophyta; Magnoliopsida; Brassicales; Brassicaceae
Source: RefSeq, a predicted model, not a curated record